GCUUGGUUUGUCGGACACUAGAUGGCGCGCGCUUGCUUCUUUCCCGCUCGCAAGCACUGAGGAAAAAAUGUUUAGUUUUUAUUCUCUAAAUUCACUAUGUUUCCUGUCAGAAUUUCUGCUUUAUCUGAAUAAUGAGAAUAGAUAUUUUCGCGCCUAAUCUUCCUGCGUCAAAUAUUGAACGAAGGAAAACAAAAUGAAGUGUAUUAUUGAAGGCAAUGGCAUUAAAGUCUUUGGAAAAGCAGUUCAUGCUCUGUCAAGAAUUGGUGAAGAAAUAUGGUUGGAUCCAUUGGAGGAAGGAUUGGCUGUAAGGACAGUCAACUCGUCUCAAUCGGCCUAUGCCUGUUUCUUCUUCACUCCUCUGUUCUUCCAGCAGUAUAUUCCAGAUCCAAACACCCAGAAAGACUGUGAAGCAGUAAAAUGCAAACUAAACACGAAGUGCGUUCUUCCCCUGUUUCGCUGUGUUUCAUGGAGAGAGCGAAGUGUGGACAGAUGUGAGAUAACCAUCAAAGUCCCAGACAGCAGGGUGAUAUUUCAGUUUCACUGCAGACACGGAAUAACUAAGACCCAUAAUUUGGGGUAUCAGGAAUGUGAAGCUUUGCAGGCCGUGUUCCCAGCUCACCUCUGUCCAAAUGUCCUGAAGGCCCACUCCAAACUUUUAGGCGACAUUGUGGUGCAUUUCCCGAUUUCACAAGAAGAGGUCACUCUUUCCAUUUCCUCUCUUAAAGUAGCAUUGAAGACCUUUUAUGAGGAAGAAAAUAGUUGUAUUAAAGGCAUGAACACAGAGCUGAUGCUGCACCCAGACGAGUUUGACUAUUUUCAGGUUGGAGAGGAUUCAGCCAUGACCUUCUGCCUAAAAGAACUGAGGGGGCUGCUGUCCUUUGCUGAGUCUUAUGGUCUACCAGUAUCUUGUCACUUUGGUGUAGCUGGACAGCCUGUAUCCUUCACUGUAAAAGACAUGAUGCUGGAGGCCCAUGUUGUGUUGUCCACAUUAACGGAUCCAGACCACGAAAGCCCAUCUCAAUCUGCACCUGGGGAUGACUGUCCUGUCACCAUCCCCAAGACCUCCACAGCCGAAAUCUCCACAAGUGAAGGCCCCAUGGAGGCAGAGGUGUGCAUUGCUGACGGGGAACGUGUGGCUUCCAGCCAGGGCAGUGAAGUGUUUCAUCCAGCCCUUCAUAUGAGGAAGAUGAUUCAGCUUCAUGCACCUGGAGAGAUCCUGCCAAGACCCAGUUUGGCACCUGAAUCGGCUUUGACUACACCAGUAACACCAGCCACAUUUAAGAUCCGCUCCCUGCUCUUCGGCGCUGUACUCAGUGAUGGCGGGGAUGGUAACACUGCGGAUUUGCCCAGCCUGGUUUGUGGCAGUGACACAGAGGAGGACGGAGGAUCAGAGGAGGGACACAGGUAACACCGUAAGAUAAUCUGAAGCAGGUAACACUGCAGCGAGAAUGCAUGGACGUUACUGGAUGAUACAGCCUACAUAAACUCAGUAGAUUUUAAAGACAAAACAGCAUAUUUUCUGCAGUUAAAUGUUAUCUUUUACAAAGAGUUUGGAUUGUUUUAAAAGUUAACAUAUAUAUUAAAUUGGAAGGGUUUCCUCAAAUGCAGCAGUCAAGGCCAUUACUAGUCUUUUAAUCCUUGUUGUAAAAUGUAAAAUGUAAAAAAAAAUGUAAAAAAGUUGUAAGCUAGUUUUUGGUUUUGUUUCUGUUCUUGUAUGAACAUCUUUGUAAUGUAUAAUACAUGUUUUGUGUGUGCAAACUAUAAGACAACAGUAAAGUUCAAAAGAAGCAGAGAGGCCAAGUGGGGCAAGAUUCACUUUCUGUUGCAGAGCUGAGGAAUGUCUUCCUAAACACACAGUUCAAAUGAGUUCGGUCACCGUGGAGAAGAUAAAUCAAAACUUCAAAACAAACACAUUCUCAAGGAUUGAAGGACUCCAUGUUCUUUGUGUCCACCAGUGAGUCAGAGGAAGAUUUGACUCACUGCUUUAAAAUGCUGCUUAAGAAACCAUUAUAUAAGCCUGCAACAAUUACUGGUAUUGCAAACAUACCUCGCCACAUUAUACAGAGAAAGCUUUGUGUUUCGCUCAACUGUUGAAUUAAAAAAAUAUGUUCAGGAGAAGCUUAAGCUGGUCUACCGGGCAAAACAGAAUAACUUAAUUUCGCUCCCCGUUAGAGGCGUUUUGUUAUUUGAGCUCCUAAUGUGACGGUUCAAUCGAUCGCUAUUGCAUUAGUUCAUGCUCAUGAUGUCUGGGUCACAACCAUUACUACUGGUUUUGUUGACUGCUGACAAACAAAUUUCAUCUCCAAACACUUAAUGCUGAUGUAAUGUGCGAUAUUUCAUGUAAUUUACACCUAAAUUAGGCACAAAGUGUAGGAAAAUUUGCAGUUACACUAAACUUCAAAAUGCAAAGAAAUGGAAGCCUUUAAUAUGAAGUGUGUCAUUUUAGACAAUCUACCAAUAGUUCACAUAUAGCUGACUUAUUCAACAUUAAAAAAAAAUUACACACUUCUGCUUUAACAAACAUUACAUUUCUACAGAACUAGAUCAAGAAAAAAAAAGAGACAGCUACUUUCUGCAGGUGGCCUUGAAGAUUCAUCCGAUGGUGUAAUCCAGUUAAUUCAUCAGGGUGCAAAUGGCUUGUGUGAUUAGAAUAGCUACAUAGCUGAAACAAGCAUUUGUGUGGGUGGAAGACAUCGGUCUCCUGCAGUGUAACAUGCUACACUUCAUCUAAGACUAUUAUUAUAUUCUUAUAUAAUUAUUAUACAUGCUGCUUUUAUGAAUGGCUCAUAGUUGAGAGAUUACAUGCAGUAUUUGCUUUUUAAAAAUUCAUUUGUCACACUGCAAUACCUUUAAGUGAACUACAAAUAAAGCUAAAAUGACAAACGUAGAAACCACCCAGCUCUGAUAUAAAUCACAUUACAAACUUUGCUUGGAAGCAAAAACGUAUUUGAAAAUUGGAGAAAAUGGGAGGGAGGAAUCAUUACUUUUGAACAAAUAGUCCAAAUCAAAUACUGCUAUUGACAGCAUGUAACAUUAGAUAAUUUAAGCACUUCAGUUUAUAAAAACGAACAAAAACGUGUUUACAGUAAAAGCAAUUACUGCAGAAUAUUGAUUUAUUUUCUCUAAAACAAAUUUACUAAAGUAAAAACAGCAACCUACAGAAGUUAUAAAAAUAUAACUUUAUUAGAUCAUGUGAUCCAUGACAUACCCACUUAAAGCAUUCACAGAUGCUAGCAUUAGCUUUGUGCGUAAACACCUUGAGGGAUAUUUUAAAAUUAAAUUUUACAAAAAAAAAAAAAAAGCAAGAAAAAUAUUUUAA
This is a messenger RNA of Ctenopharyngodon idella (grass carp), 3319 nucleotides long. RefSeq names its product RAD9 checkpoint clamp component B (gene rad9b). Bases 194 to 1408 code for a protein of 404 amino acids. Gene Ontology annotation, biological process: mitotic intra-S DNA damage checkpoint signaling; DNA replication checkpoint signaling; cellular response to ionizing radiation. The transcript has 11 exons. NCBI's taxonomy places the organism in Eukaryota, Metazoa, Chordata, Actinopteri, Cypriniformes, Xenocyprididae. The record is from RefSeq and is a predicted model, not a curated record. Gene Ontology annotation, cellular component: checkpoint clamp complex.